CUCGAAAUUAGGGGUCAACUCUUGUUCCGGGUUGGUAGAAGUUGUCACUAAAGUCAAAUCAAGGUAAGCAACGAGAUUUAACGUAUGGAUGUACGUACUUCUGUUGGACUCUCGCCUUGCUUGCUGUUGCAAAUGACGAUGAUUGGAAAUGACCAGGAGUAGGAAAGAUAGCUGCGCGACGGUAAAAGAAAAUCCUUGUGAGGAGAGAAGACUGGCGACAAAUUGAUUAAUCGCGGUUUCAUAUAGUCAUAAGUCAUGAUGGUCGAACUUCAAAAAGAAGAUUUUCCUUUACAUAAACCGUCGAGAGGAUGCCACCCUAUUGCCAGUUGAUUCCAGAAGUGACUCGCCCAGUUAAUGGGGAGAAGAGAAAAGAAGAUUUCUGGGAUCGGUGAUGGGAUGGAGGGGAGUAGACUCACAGGUGAUGCCAAGACGAACGACGCCAAAAAGACGGGGAAUGUACCGGCCCUGCAGUCGAUGCAAAAGACGAUACGCAGUGAGCUCCUUGUCGUAGCACCCCAUCUUCCCAAGCCAAGUGUCGACCUCCCACAUCCAAUCCUCCCAAAGCUCAUCGCUGGGUUGGUUGUCAGAAUCGGCACCGUAUCCACGUCGUCGUUAUUGCCACGAUACCCCAGUUUGCGGUCCGCCAGCUUUGGGAUAAACUUUUCAUCAUUGGCGUGUCGCUGGACUAGAAGGACAGUGCCGAUUGUGAUGGGCUCGAAGCGUUUGACCACUGUGGCUGCGAGAGGUGCGAAUGUCUUGGAGCCUUCAGGUUGGAAUUGGAGCUGGAGCUUCGUUCCAGGGAGAUACAGUUCUUCCCCUCUCGUAACCGGUGCUAUCGAAAUUCAUGGUUGGCUUGCGUGAAGAGCCUUGUAUAUCGAGUCAGAUAACGAAGCAUGAUGCGGAGAAAAUAG
Messenger RNA from Guyanagaster necrorhizus, 911 nucleotides. RefSeq lists its product as uncharacterized. The record is from RefSeq and is a predicted model, not a curated record. Lineage: Eukaryota; Fungi; Basidiomycota; Agaricomycetes; Agaricales; Physalacriaceae. The coding region runs from base 355 to 861 and encodes 168 amino acids. The transcript has 3 exons.